Molecule: messenger RNA, 987 nt
Organism: Scomber scombrus (Atlantic mackerel)
Lineage: Eukaryota; Metazoa; Chordata; Actinopteri; Scombriformes; Scombridae
Gene: ca10a
Product: carbonic anhydrase Xa
Exons: 9
Coding region: 1-987 (328 amino acids)
Molecular function (GO): zinc ion binding; carbonate dehydratase activity
Source: RefSeq, a predicted model, not a curated record
AUGGAUAUAAUUUGGGAAAUAUUGAUCAUUCUUCAAGCCAAUUUUAUUGUCUGCAUAUCAGCACAGCCGAAUCCGCCGAAAAUUCACGAAGGAUGGUGGGCGUACAAGGAGGUGGUACAGGGGAGCUUUGUUCCAGUGCCAUCAUUCUGGGGGCUGGUAAAUUCGGCGUGGAACCUGUGCUCGGUGGGGAAGAGGCAGUCGCCAGUCAACAUCGAGACCAGCCACAUGAUCUUUGACCCCUUCCUCACGCCUAUAAAGCUGAACACGGGUGGACGAAAGGUGGGAGGGACCAUGUACAACACGGGCCGCCACGUCUCUCUGCGAUUGGACAAGGAGCACCUGGUUAACAUCUCUGGCGGGCCUAUGACAUACAGCCAUCGUCUGGAGGAGAUCCGGCUACACUUCGGCAGCGAGGAUGGACAGGGCUCUGAACACGUGUUGAAUGGGCAAGCCUUCUCUGGAGAGGUUCAACUGAUUCACUACAAUCAUGAGCUCUACACAAAUUAUACAGAAGCUGCUAAAAGCCCCAAUGGACUGGUCAUCGUGUCCAUAUUCAUGAAGAUUGCUGAGACAUCGAAUUCAUUCCUCAAUCGAAUGCUGAACAGAGACACCAUCACAAGAAUAACGUAUAAAAAUGAUGCGUAUCUACUGACCGGCCUGAACAUAGAGGAGAUUUACCCAGACACGAGUAGUUUUAUCACAUACGAGGGAUCGAUGACCAUCCCUCCGUGCUUUGAGACAGCCACAUGGAUCCUGAUGAACAAGCCGGUGUACCUCACGCGCAUGCAGAUGCACUCCUUGCGGCUGCUGAGCCAGAACCAGCCGUCUCAGAUCUUCCUGAGCAUGAGUGACAACGUUCGCCCGAUUCAACCGCUGAACAACCGUUGUAUUCGCACCAACAUCAACUUCAGCAUGCAGGGCAAAGACUGCCCCAACAACAGGGCUCAGAAGCUCCAGUACCGAGUGAACGAGUGGUUGCUAAAGUAG